This is a messenger RNA of Colletotrichum paranaense, 666 nucleotides long. RefSeq lists its product as uncharacterized. The transcript has 2 exons. Bases 1 to 666 code for a protein of 221 amino acids. Lineage: Eukaryota; Fungi; Ascomycota; Sordariomycetes; Glomerellales; Glomerellaceae. The record is from RefSeq and is a predicted model, not a curated record.
AUGACCGCGCUCCAUUUGGCGCCGCUCUUUCUCUCGUAUCUACACAGUGACGCCAUUACCGCAUGUUGCUAUUCCUCAUUGAGACCUCCGCGUUGUCUCCCGUUGAAAUGGCGGCCUUGUUAUGCAGUACAGGCAUUUCCCAUACACUGGGUAGGCAGGGUCAAUAAGUCAGUCAGCGAACUGUGGGUUUCUUGGGGCCACGCCGACAUGCGACUCGGUCGAUCUGGUUCAGAUCUUAGACAUGAGAGGAGAGACACAGACGCACACGAACGAGACGAGACGGAGAGACAGAGUCAAAAUGGAAACAUGACCGUCCACCUCGUCAUCAACCGCGGCUACUAUACAUGGCCGCGGCUUUUUCUUGGGAUGUGGCAGAGAUCCCAGACGCGCUCAUUCCGUGACAUCGCGGCAAUUUCAUACCAAACUUGGGGAGAGACGCUGCGUGGGACCAUGGGAUGGGGUCCCGUCUGCCAGCCUGAGAGGGCUGAGUCGUAUGACAGGCAUCUGGUAACUCUACCAAUCAACCCGAGGCCAAAGACAGUGGUGGGUGACCGAACCCCAGCUCGGCCGAUACCCUUCGAAGGAGUGCCUUGCAUUUUUUCGAGCAACCUCCAUGUCCCCCCGUGUCCAACACCCUUGAAUACCCAUGUACAUACACACAGCUGA